This is a messenger RNA of Coniophora puteana RWD-64-598 SS2, 978 nucleotides long. RefSeq lists its product as uncharacterized. The transcript is spliced from 4 exons. The record is from RefSeq and is a predicted model, not a curated record. NCBI's taxonomy places the organism in Eukaryota, Fungi, Basidiomycota, Agaricomycetes, Boletales, Coniophoraceae. Bases 1 to 978 code for a protein of 325 amino acids.
AUGUCGUCUGGUGGUGAACAAUUUGGUAAUGAAAUACCACCGCGUUGUCCUCGGACCGUGCCAGCGGAACAGCAGCAGCAGCAGAAGCAGAAGAAGAAGAAGGUGAAGGACACAAACAAGCAGCAGGGGGCGCCUACAGAUCCAGCUCGUGCCCAGGCCGCCAUCAAGGCGCUCUCACUCUUUCAGGCAGCCAACUCCAAGGCGGCACAGGGUCCUGCGCCCUCAACACCAUCGAAUGCAGAACCUCAGGCGCCGUCCGGACCAUCCGGUGGUCAAGAGCAAUCCGGCGCUCAGUCCGGCACCUCAGCUGCCCCUCCAACUCCGUCGGCACCAUCCGGUGAUCCACAGACUGCGGUGGAUCAUCCGGACCCUGAGGAAGACGGUGACCUCUCUUCUCGUUCUGUUCAUCCGGCUAUGCAAGAGCCUUCUCCCAACCAUCCUGCCCCCAACUCAUCGUUUUUGGCAUUGGACCAGCCUGACACCCCCAUGGUGGAGCCGGACGACACCACGGCUGGGCAGGCCAAGCGCCGGAUGUCGGCCCCAUCCCCAGCAAAGCAUGACCCCAAGCGUCCGGCUAUUGGCGAUGAGGCUUCAGGCCGCCCUCGCGCUCCGGUUCGGUCUGGGUCCAUCUCAACCGUCCAUCCGGUUGCCCCUCUGCCUCGUGCCAUCCACGAAGGAGGGGGCAUCCCGAUCAUCCCUGCAUCCCGUCGCUUCUCCGAGCAGGUAAAGUACAUGCUCGAGUUUGUCAACCCGGAGGCUCUGACUGCGCUGUUUGACUCUGCGGAGCAAACCUUCGAAGAUGUCCGGGGCAUGGAGACCCUCCGGCAGGCUGUCCGUGACACAGUUGACCAAAGGGAGGUUCAGCACAGAGCGGCUACCGGUGAACCGGCAUCCCGCCCGGAUGAGCAGGUGACCUUCCAGUUCGGUCUUACUGGUCCGGCGUCCAGGCUGCCGAGGCGGGUUUAUUACGAAUUUUAA